Cyclopterus lumpus (lumpfish) is the source of this 2253-nucleotide messenger RNA. It is a transcript of the gene sgk2a, whose product is annotated as serum/glucocorticoid regulated kinase 2a. The transcript has 14 exons. The record is from RefSeq and is a predicted model, not a curated record. Gene Ontology annotation, biological process: protein phosphorylation. Gene Ontology annotation, molecular function: protein serine/threonine kinase activity; ATP binding. Lineage: Eukaryota; Metazoa; Chordata; Actinopteri; Perciformes; Cyclopteridae. The coding region runs from base 187 to 1281 and encodes 364 amino acids.
UUCCGCCGUCCGCGAGUCUCCGACAGCUCUGUGAACUUUGAGUCUCGGAGCAGAGCCGCUGACCUUCUCAUCCGCACACAGCAUCUUGUUCCUACAAACCAGAACUACCAGCUCAUCUGGAUCCUUAGGUUGUCACACUGAGGUCUGUCAAACACCGAUGCUGGACCAGUGGGAGUGGAAUAGAUAAUGGCCAUGGCACACUGUACCUCGCGGUCCCCAUCCUCCUCUCCUCAUGAUGACGUCAACCUGGGACCUUCAGCAAACCCUCAUGCCAGGCCCACUGACUUUGACUUCUUGGCCGUCAUUGGCAAAGGGACCUUUGGAAAGGUCCUGCUCGCCAAGCUCAAAGCCGACAACAAAUUCUACGCCGUCAAAGUUCUGCAGAAGAAAGUCAUCCUCAAGAAAAAAGAGCAAAAGAACAUUAUGGCAGAGAGAAAUGUACUGCUGAAGAGUCUGAAACAUCCCUUUCUGGUUCGCCUCCACUACUCCUUCCAGACUCCAGAGAAGCUCUACUUUGUCCUCGACUAUGUGAAUGGGGGAGAGCUGUUCUUCCACCUGCAAAGAGAGCGGUGUUUCUCCGAGCCCAGAGCAAGGUUCUACACAGCCGAGGUAGCCAGCGCCAUCGGCUAUCUUCACUCUCUCAACAUCGUUUACAGAGAUCUUAAGCCAGAAAAUAUUCUCUUAGACUCUCAGGGCCACGUGGUGCUGACAGACUUUGGGCUGUGCAAAGAAGGUGUAGAGCCUGAAGGCACCACCUCAACAUUCUGUGGGACUCCAGAAUAUUUGGCACCAGAGAUCCUUCGUAAGGAAGCCUAUGACAGGACAGUGGACUGGUGGUGUCUGGGAGCAGUGACCUAUGAGAUGAUCUACAGCCUGCCUCCUUUCUACAGCCGUGACGUGGGUGAAAUGUAUGAUGGGAUCCUUCACAAGCCGCUGCCACUUCCUCCGGGGAAGUCUGAGGCUGUCUGCUCUCUGCUGGUGGGUCUUCUGCAGAAAGACCAGCACAGACGCCUCGGGGCCAUCGCCGACUUUUUAGAAAUAAAGAACCACACCUUUUUCGCUCCAAUCAACUGGGACGACCUUUACAACAAGAGAAUCACUCCUCCUUACAACCCGAAUGUGAGAGGCCCAGCUGACACUCAACAUAUUGAUCCAGAGUUCACCAGAGAAAUGGUUCCGAACUCGGUGAGUCGGAGCCCGGAGCUCAACGCCAGCAGCAGCAGCUCCAACAACGCAUUCAAUGGGUUCUCCUUCGUUGGCACUGAGGACAGCUUUCUGUAGAGGCAGGAGUUAACUGUUCGAGUAUUUGAACAUUGUAAUUCAGUGGAGUGAGCACAACAGUUCCUCGUGUACUUUUGCCGAAAUCCCACGCGGCAUCUAUUAGGUUUUGACUACUGCAGGGAUUUCCAACCGGUUCCCCUCGAGGGAUGACGCCUGCAAUGGAGACAUUUUUGGUUAAAAUAUGUUAAACUUUUGUUGCCUGGAAGUCCCAGGUCUGUUCUUAGAGAAGAUAGCGGGGAUCGUCAUGAACGUGUCACCAAAUAUACAGGACUCGCAAGAAGUAGGAGCAUCUUUAAUUUAUCAUUUACAAUGAAAUUAGGAGUGUAUUAUUAUUUUAUAAACAGAUAUUGUCAUUUUGUGUGGGGGAAAAAUACACAAAGUUGUCUUCCUGUGUACAUCCAAACUUCCAGAAUUCCAUUUUCCUGAAAAAGGGCGCGCGAACGCAAGCAAAAUCAUCAAACCUUCGGCAAUUUUUGGUGACCACAGAAGUUGGUGAAAACCAGGUGCAAGUGUAAUCCUCUGCCAUGGAGUUUGCUCUGAGCAGAAGGAAGAUCAGAAAUAAUAAUAUUGAAAGUAAUAAUAAGGAAAAUUCAGAAUAAUGAAGGGAGUUGCUGCUGCUGUAUCCCUGCUUAAAAGUGUGGCCAAUCACAGCCCAUCUCUCAAAUGAGAGACUGCAGAUGAAACACAUGCAUCAUCUGUUACAGUGAAAAUAAUAACAUUUUGAUGCACAUAUCAAUCUACAGUUAGUCUAGAGGGAACAAAAGUGUCGAAAACUUAACAUACAUGAAAGGUGCUUCGGAGGGGUCUGUGUCGUCUCUGCCAACUGAAGCCACAAAAAAUGACCUGAAAAUAGACCUGCGCCUGAGAAAGUUUGAUGUUAUUGUUGUUCGUCUCACUGAUCCCAUUUUUAUAGAAAGCAUAUCUGAAUGAACAUAUGUCCAACAAUUACCAUCACACACUUUUGCCACAUAU